Messenger RNA from Teleopsis dalmanni, 531 nucleotides. Its product is annotated as antigen 5 like allergen Cul n 1-like. The transcript is spliced from 3 exons. Lineage: Eukaryota; Metazoa; Arthropoda; Insecta; Diptera; Diopsidae. The record is from RefSeq and is a predicted model, not a curated record. The coding region runs from base 1 to 531 and encodes 176 amino acids.
AUGAAUAUUUUUGUAUUAAUCAAUGUAAUACUCUUAAUUUUAUUUAAUAAUAAAUACGGAUCAGCUACAAACUACUGUGCUAAAAAUCUUUGCGAUGUGGGAAAGAAGCAUAUUGCUUGUAAAAACAAUGGUAACUUCAGCCGAAACUGUUCCACUAACGCAAGAUUGAUAAAUAUGAAUCACUACAAACACCUCAUACUAAAGGCGCACAAUGUACGACGUAACAAUUUAGCCAGAGGUCUAGUGCCCGGUUAUAGACCAGCGUCACGUAUGGCUACAAUGCAAUGGAGUAAUGAGUUAGCGUACUUGGCAGGUUUGAAUGUGAGACAAUGUGCAAUGAAACAUGAUCAGUGCCACAAUACAUAUGCUUUUCCAACGGCGAGUCAAAAUUUGGGAUUCAUUGGCAAUACUCGAUUAUUUGCUUUCUUUCGUAUAGAUUGGAUUAUUAAAAAUCGCAUUAAUGAAUGGUGGCAAGAGUAUAAACUAAUUAAUAUGACAAAACUUUCUACACUUUACGACUAUGGCAGCUGA